AUGGGCGCAUCUCAGUCCUCGCCGCUGGACGAAAAGGUGUUCACCCCCGACACCCCCUCCACGUACUUCUCCGACGACGUCGUCAACCAGCUCGUCGACCAGCAGGCCUCGCCGGCCAUCCCUCGCGAGCGCCAGAUCACGCUCGACGCCCACAUCCGCUCCCGCAUCCAGUCCGAGCUCGCCCGCCUGCACCAGGAGGAGGCGCGCCGGAGCAUGGCCGGCGGGGAGCACGGGUCCGACGAGGCCGGGCCCGCCGGCUCGGUCAGGAGCAGCGCCGUGCUCAUGGGCGACCUCGAGGAGCUCCGCCAGAAGGUCGAGAAGUACCACGGUCGUCAGGACUCGGAGGAGCUAGCGGAGGUCCGGGCGAGGGGAGAGGAGGUCGUGUCGUGCUACAGGGCCAACCCAACCACCACGCUUGAGUGUUGGAAGUCUGUUCGGGCAUUCAAGACAUCGGUCGCGCAGGUAGAGCAGAACUACGUAAAUUCGCUCAGAUAG
Molecule: messenger RNA, 495 nt
Organism: Epithele typhae
Lineage: Eukaryota; Fungi; Basidiomycota; Agaricomycetes; Polyporales; Epitheliaceae
Exons: 5
Coding region: 1-495 (164 amino acids)
Source: RefSeq, a predicted model, not a curated record